AUGGAUCAUUGGUUAAAAACUGGUAGCGUCAGUAAAAGUAAAAGGAAAACUACUGAAUCAAACGAUCCUAUUCAUACUCAAGAAGUGCCGUCAUCAAUUACUAAUAUUUCCACAGAAAAUCUUAAGAAGAAAUAUUCAGAAGAAUAUUUUUGCCACGGGUUUUCGUUCAUUGCGAUUGAUAAUGUCGCUAAACCUGAAUGUGUUAUCUGUGGGGAAAUACUAGCUAAUAGCAGUAUGAAACCUUCACAACUUACUCGUCAUUUGAUUACUAAACAUUCAGAUUUAAAGGACAAAGAUGUAACUUUUUUCAAACGUUUACUUGAAAAUAAAAAUAAGUGCAAUAUGCAAACCUACCUCUCUUCUGGUAAUGCUAACGUAGAUGCAGUUGAAGCAUCGUUUCGAAUUAGUUAUAAUAUCGCCAGAAGUGGUAAAAAUCACACAAUCGGUGAAAAUUUGAUUUUGCCAAGCAUUAAAGAUGCAGUUCAUUGUAUGUUCGGAGAAAAAUAUGUCAAUAAAAUAAAUGCUAUCCCACUAUCAAAUGACACAGUCAGUCGUAGAAUCAAAGACAUUUCUUAUGAUAUUGAGGAGACAAUACUAAAAGACAUCAAUAACAGUGAAUUGUUUUCCAUUCAAGUUGACGAGAGUACUGAUGUAGCACAAUUAGCUGUUUUGUUAGUUAUUGCAAGAUAUAUAAAACAAAAUGAAAGCGAAGAAGGUCUUUUGCUCUGCCAUCCUUUGACUGGACGCACAACAGGUGCAGAUAUUUUUCAUGCUAUUGAUUCUUACUUCGCCGAAAAAAAAAUAAAGUGGUCACAAUGCUGUGGUUUAAGUACUGAUGGUGGUAAGUCUAUGUCAGGUUGUUACUCUGGUCUUCUUGCACGUGUUAAGGCAGUUUCCCCACUAAUAAAGUGGACUCAUUGUUGUAUCCAUCGGCAAGCUCUUGCAUCGAAACCUCUUCCUGCAGAUUUGAAGGACGUUCUGGACGAUUCUUGUAAAGUGGUCAAUUUCAUCAAGUCUCGCCACACGAACUCCAGAAUAUUUUCAUUAUUGUGUGAAGACAUGGGAAGUCUUCACAAAACCCUCCUUCUUCAUACUGAGGUUCGAUGGUUAUCACGAGGUAAAGUCCUUACUCGUUUGUUUGAACUUAGGCAUGAAGUUCAAAUGUUUUUUGAAGACCACCCUUUUCGACUGUCAUCAAAAUUUAACGACCAUGAAUGGCUUCAAAAACUAGCAUACUUAUCCGAUGUUUUUUUGAAAUUAAACAAUCUAAAUUUGACUCUUCAAAACAGUGCAGUGACAAUAUUCCAAGUUAAUGACAAAAUAGAAUCUUUUGUUAAAAAGUUAGAGUUUUGGAAAACGUGUAUUGAGAAUAACCAACCAGAAAUUUUUGAAGCACUGCAUGAUUUUCUCAGUGAAACUGAUAUGAACUUAUCACAAGGCAUCAAACACCAAAUUGUUCAACAUUUGAAUGAGCUUAAAACAGCUUUUGCAAAAUACUUCCCUAAAUGUGGAAAAGAAGACCACUGGAUUAUGUUCCCUUUCAGUGAAAUUUAUUUCAAAUCUGCAGUUUUAUCAGCCCGUGAAAAAGAAAAAUUGAUUGAACUGAAAACGGACUCUUCACUCCAAGUAGCAUUUCUUGAAAAAAAAUCACUGAUCACCUUUUGGGCUAAUGUGAAAGACGAAUAUCCUGAGCUUUCUUACAAAGCAUUCAAUGUUUUGCUACCGUUUACGAGCUCUGUAUUAGUGGAAAGAGCCUUUUCGUCAUACACAUUUAUUAAAAAUAGGUACCGCAAUAGACUCUCGGUGAGUUCAGACUUACGAGUUUUUUUAUCAUCCGUGGAGCCAGAUUUCAAAAAGUUAAGUGCUAACAAACAAGCUCAAGGAUCACAUUAA
Molecule: messenger RNA, 1893 nt
Organism: Metopolophium dirhodum (rose-grain aphid)
Lineage: Eukaryota; Metazoa; Arthropoda; Insecta; Hemiptera; Aphididae
Product: zinc finger BED domain-containing protein 5-like
Exons: 2
Coding region: 1-1893 (630 amino acids)
Molecular function (GO): protein dimerization activity
Source: RefSeq, a predicted model, not a curated record